CUUCUUUUGUCCAGUUCUUUCCCUCAUCACCAUUGGUUUAACAUUCGAUCGAUCCACAUAACUUUACUCAGAAAGAUCAUCUCAUCCUUUUUUUUAAGUCUUCGCACUCCGAUUGGUUCUCAAGAAAACGCAGAAAAAGUUUAGAAUGGCGGAUAAGGCGAUCGUCAACGGCGUAGCAACGGACGCCGCCGUUGAUCGGACGGUGGUUAUCAGUGGAAAGGAAGACCGCGACGACGUUUUCGAGGAUUUUGGUGAGAACGACGCGAAGAACUCAGAUUCGACCCAAAGGAUUGCGGGUUUAGAACAAGAGAAAGUUCAAUUGGGUGAGGAAAACAAAGCUAUGAGGGAGAGGGUUGUGAAAUUGAGUGAAGAGAUCAAAGGGUUGGAGAGCGAAAAGGAAGAGAUGAAGAGAGAGAUAGAUCAGUCUGUAGCCGACAGGAGAGCUUUGGAAUCCAUUGCUGCUAGGGCAGCCGAGCUUGAGACUGAGGUCUCAAGGCUUCAACACGAUCUGAUUUCUUCGAUGACAGAAGGAGAGGAAGCGAAAUUGGAGGUAUCGGAAUUGAAGAGAGCAGUGGAGGAGCUGAGGAGGAGCGAUUCGGAGAAUGGGUUGAAGGUGGAGGUGCUUGAGAAGGAGAGGAAUUUGUUGUUGGAAAGGGUAGGAAAGGAGGCAGAGAAUGAAAGUCAAAUUCGUGAUCUGGAGAAGAAAAUCGAGACGUUGGAGGCCAGAGAGAGUACUCAGAAUGUUGAGAGAAUUAAGAUUGAGGAAGAGGCAAGGGGGAUGAUUGAUGAAAGAGAGAGUGAAAUUCGUCAACUGAAGAAGUGGGUUGAAGAGUUGGAUUCCAAGGGUUUGAAGAGUGGUUUGGAGAUUGAGAGGUUGAAGAAGGAGAAGGAAGAGCUGCAGAUUAUGAAGAACGAAUUGGAAGCACUUUUGAAGAAAUCAGAUAGGAAGACAAAGGAGAUGGAAUCCAAGAUUGAGAAAUUAGAAAAGGAAUUGGAGGCAGCGGAGCAGAUGAUGAUAAGCGGGCUGAAGGCGAAAUCGGCAGAAGGUGUUAAUGGCAAGGCGGUGGUUAUGGAUGAGGUUGUUAUUGAAGAAGGGCAAAAGGGAUCAAUGGGUUUGUUGAAGCAGCAGUGGCCAAUGCUGGCAGCAUCAACUGGAGCAAUUGCUGCAGUGGCCGUUGUGUGCUACCUUCGCUACGGAAGGCAAAGGUGAUUGGGUGGUAUUUAGGAAAUGAUAGAACAUGCAUGAAGAAACUUGCAGAAUUUUGGUUUUCAUUUCAAGUGCUAAAAUGGUUUGAUUUUGUUAGGUGCUGUGCUUUUGCUUCGCUUUGUUAUCGAGUAUUUUAGUUCAAUAUUAGAAGUUAAAGAAAGUUAUUCUGUUUUGCGAAAAAGUAAUAUUCACAACAUUUUCUCCUAACCUUUCAGUUGGUUUGCUAUGUAUCAAACACGAUCAUUGUUGUUACUUGGAUGUAAGGAUAUGCUCGAGUUUAUGUACUAUUUUAGGCCAACAAAUUAAGGUUGAAUCAUGCAACAGAAAACAUAAUAUUGUUUGGUAUUUCACAUUACUCAUUGCAGUGCUC
This is a messenger RNA of Cornus florida, 1577 nucleotides long. RefSeq names its product peroxisomal and mitochondrial division factor 2. The coding region runs from base 146 to 1210 and encodes 354 amino acids. The record is from RefSeq and is a predicted model, not a curated record. Lineage: Eukaryota; Viridiplantae; Streptophyta; Magnoliopsida; Cornales; Cornaceae. The transcript is spliced from 2 exons.